UUACUUUAUUGUUGUUUACGAGACACUGGGGACUUUCAUGAAUUAUAUCAUUUCCAAAAAUGAUUAGUAGUUGUUAGUGCAUGUGUGUAUGUAACACUGUAGCCUGUUACAAAAUCUGUAGCCGUGCAGCAAAUUUAGGAAGUACUGCCCUGUGCAGCAAGCAAUUAACUCUGGCUCGGUUGACAGCUGCAUUUCUCCCCUCCUUGUGCAAACAAUUUAGAAUUGGCUUUUGUCCUUUGCUUUCACUUGGCAAACUUAUUCUCAUUGGCUCGACAUUCUACAGUAUUUCUUAUCCGCCUUCAAUCGAUGUCCAAUAUCCCCAGCUCUUUCUUCGUCCCGCCCUUUCGCUUACGCUCUCUCGGAACUGUUGUUGUGCUGAAGUCAAACUGAUCUGCCACUCAAGCUCUUUUUCUCUCUAACCAAAGAGGAGUCACAGACCGCGGCUAUGUGUCAAUCUUCAAUACGAUUAGCCACAUUCGCUGCCCAUCCAACAGGAAGCUCUCUCGAUUGGUGGAAAUCCCCAGAGCAGGCAGGUCCCGCCCUUCUUCGCCCUGUAGUGGCCUCCAGCCAGCUCUGGCGAUUUACUUUGGGCUGUAGGGUCCGCGUAACUCAGCUGGUUGCGCGCCCGCUCUUUCUUUCCUCUGUGCUGCGGAGAAGGUUGGGGGAAGGGCUCGAGGCCGCUGCGGCCCAGGCUUGCGUAGUUCGUUCUUCUGGAAAGUGACCAGGUUGCUCCCUUCCGUGUCCCACUACCUUGCCUGGGUAUCCACCGCGGAGCAUUAGACCGUUUCCCCCGGUGUACCGCGCUUCCAGAAUCCUGAAAAGCCUGUGAAUAUGAGCUGUCCCUUGGAGUGCGGGACGCGCCGCCCCUCUUCCUCCUCUUCGAGGCAGUAUUCAGCCAGAGGGAGGAAACAGAGGCUGACCACUUAAGAUGUGAAAGAUCGUCUUCUAAAGGAUUGUUUUUGCAAGAUGGAUCGGAGUAAGCGAAAUUCAAUAGCAGGAUUUCCACCACGUUUGGAGCGCAUUGAAGAUUUUGACGGGGGUGGCGGAAGUGAUGGGACCAUGUCCCAGAUGGGCAGAGUUUGGACUUCUUCAUAUAAAGCCUUGAUAAGUGCCUUUUCAAGACUUACAAGACUUGAUGACUUCUCCUGUGAGAAAAUAGGAUCUGGUUUCUUCUCUGAGGUGUUCAAAGUGCGGCACAGAGUAUCGGAUCAAGUAAUGGCCUUGAAGAUGAAUACACUAAGCAGCAAUCGUGCAAACAUGUUGAAAGAAGUCCAGCUCAUGAACAGGCUUUCACACCCAAACAUAUUAAAGUUUAUGGGUGUCUGUGUACAUCAAGGACAAUUACAUGCCCUUACUGAGUAUAUCAAUUAUGGUAACCUGGAGCAGUUGUUAGAUAGUAAUCAACACUUGCCCUGGACAGUGCGAAUAAAGCUGGCAUUGGAUAUCGCUCUCGGACUCAGUUAUCUUCACUAUAAAGGAAUUUUCCACCGAGAUUUGACUUCCAAGAACUGUUUAAUAAAGAAUGAUGAGAAUGGAUACUCUGCUAUAGUAGGUGAUUUUGGCUUGGCAGAGAAAAUUCCUGACUAUAGUGAAAAGCUGCCAGUGGUAGGUUCUCCUUACUGGAUGGCACCUGAAGUGCUGCGAGAUGAGCCAUAUAAUGAAAAGGCAGAUGUGUUCUCAUAUGGGAUCAUUCUUUGUGAGAUUAUAGCAAGGAUCCAAGCAGACCCAGACUAUCUCCCACGAACAGAGAAUUUUGGACUGGAUUAUGAUGCCUUUCAGCACAUGGUGGGAGAUUGUCCCCCCAACUUUCUCCAAUUAGCCUUCAACUGUUGCAACAUGGAUCCAAAGUUACGUCCUUCAUUUGCUGAUAUUGUCAAAACACUGGAGGAAAUUCUAAGCAAUUUGAAAAGAGAAGAUGACGAAAGAGAACGGAAGCUUCUAAGUCUGGACACUACAGAUCGAAAACCUAUCUCUGUUUCCAAAGGAUUGCUAGAGAGGGGACAAGGUAUCAAAAGACUAAGUUCACUGGAUGACAAGAUUCCACCUAAAUCACCCCGACCACGGCGCAACAUCUGGCUAUCACGUAGUCAGUCAGACAUCUUCUCUCGGAAACUUUCCCGCAAGAUAAAUGUUCAGGACCCAUAUUAUACGCCAAGCAAAGGGGCAAGUCGAAAAGUCAACCCCUUCAAUUCUAGAGAAGACUUGAAAGGGGGAAAGAUAAAAUUUUUUGACUUGCCUAGCAAAUCUGUGAUAUCAUUUGUAUUUGACCUGCACUCUCCAGAAGCAAGAGGAUGUCUAAAGAUGAGCCAGCCACUGUUUAAGCAGACCUUUGCCUGUGAUUGGCAAGAAGCCUCUUUCCUUCCUGGGAGGCGAAGCAGAUCACUUCCAGUUUCUCCUGAAUUUGUCCAUAAAGAUUAUAGUACAUUUGGCGAUCUCUCUUCAACAGUUAGUAGGUGUGAUCCCACCCAGCUAGGGGCUGAGGUGCGACAGAAGCUACUAAGCAGUAGUAAGUAUGGUGUAUCCGAGAUCCCUCCUUUUCAGGUUAAACAACGCAGGCAGGACUCUCAUCCACUUCUGCAAGAGGAGGAAAUGGACUGUUCUGAUGAACUGGAGGUUCAAAACAAAAAUGGGUAUUCUUCUGUAAAAUGUUCAGCCGAAGAGCCAGAACUUGGAAAGCCUGAGGGACAAGUGCUGCAAGAUUCUGGCCAUGUGGCUAAUACCUUGGUACACAAUUUAGACUAUCCAGAAAAUCGAUUCUCAGAGAUGUUCAUGAGCUGCACCACCUCUGAAGAAAUGGAGGUGGAAGAUGAAACUCAAAGGAAUAUGCAUUCCACUAAGUUGGAAUCUUCUAAACGGUUGUUCAGUGUUAAUCCUUCCUCACAGCCAGGCAGAGAAUCCACCUUCCUUGAAGUGGUGGGUAGUGAUACUUCAAAUGUUUCUCUGCUGCCUUCAGACACACCAGCAUCAAUAAGUGGACAGCCAAAAUGUGACAUUUAAAAGCCAACCUUUGGAUGAUGAUGAUGAUGAUGAUGAUGAUGAUGAUACACUCCUUCCAGCUACUCUGGUUUUAACUUCCUAUGUCAAAUGUCCCUAAAACAGUGUACCAAUGUAGCCAGCCCAUUUAAAAGUUCUAAAAUGUACUGAGAGAUAUUGUAUGCAUGCAAGAAUGUGUGAGAAGCGCUCUUAGCUUACCUCAGGAAGAAGCUAAUAUAGAAAUAAGAGGUUUGCUGUUGAAUGCCUGAUUCAUGCAGGGUCACAGUUAUAAAGGUAAUGGGAUUAUGGGCAUCUAUUUUUCUAUUUGUGUUACACAUACUGUUUAGGUUCUGUUGAAUAUUUUUUUUAAGAACUCAGUAUCUCUGAACCUUCAAAAUCUUUAUCUCAUUGGCCAUAGAAAUGCUGAGCAGCAAUAAAUAUUUACUUAUGUGGAAUAUAUUAAAAUUAACAAGUACCCUGAGUUGGGGGCAGGCUGUCCUAGACCAGUCUUACCCUGGGCAAUCUUCAAAUAUGGAAAAUUUAAAUCCCAGUGUUCUGAGUAAUAUCCAAUGCUGGAAUAUUUUGGGAAUUGAAGUCUGUACUUUUGGAGGUUGCUUAAGGUUAGAGACAGCUGAUUUAGACAUUGCUGAACUAUAGCCACAAUAGUUUUGACCAUUAACAAGGGCUGAUAGAGUUGGAGUCCAAUAUCACCACAGGUUACCCAAAGAUGUGUGCAAGACUUUCUAUGAUAGGAAUUCGAGUCUCAAAAACAGCCACUCCCAAAGUGGUUCAACACUUCAAACCAUUUCUACAACACUUGAAAUAGCUUGCCCCAUGAUUGGAAGAAACCAUUUUGGGAUUGGUUCACUUCCAGAACACUUGGAACAUCCUGUUCUGGAUCAAAAUGUUCCAAAAUAGAAUAUUUUGCACCUGCUAGUUCCCCACUCUUGCUGUAAAUGAACAGGAAGAAUGUGGCUCUGAAUUCUCUUGAAUUUAUUAAACAAUAUGAGAUUUGGCUACAAUAGCUUUCCUACCUUUUCCAGUCCAGUUGCAAACAAUGGAGGCACUGAGUAUAUUCCUACUUUAGGCAUUCCUUGUUAAAUUAUUUUCUUGUCCAGUUUCUAUUUGUUGGUAAGGAAAUUUUCCAUCAGCAGUUUUACUGAAGGAACAGUAGAGUUCCUUUGUUGAAUAAAUUGUUCAUAAAACAAAAAGAAUGAGAUGAAUAUUUUCAGCUCUUCAAUAUCCUCAUACCCUUUGUUGUAGAAGGCAUGAAAUGUAUGACCAUCAAAUGUUUGGCAAGGAAGAACUAACUUCAACAUCUUUAAAAUCCAGGUUUGCAUGCAUCUCUUCAGUCUGUCCAUGUGGUUCACUCACAUGGAAACAUGGUCUAUGUGUACAAUUCAUAGAACUUCUGUAGAUAAGUUGGUUGAGAUUUCUCAAAUGGAUGGUGAGUCUUCAAGCGUAGCUGCAGAAAUAGCAUAUCCACUCUGUACUAGCCUCUCUUUUCACAUCCAGGCCAGCAUUGCGUGCUCAGAACUUAGUAGAGGUUAAUAUGGACUAUGUAAAAAGGAUUAAACCCCCAAAUCUUGCCUCUAGUUAGAUUACACUUGAACUCCCCUGUGUAGGGGAAAUUAAUUCUGGUGAACAUAAAUUCCCUCAUAUUCAUUCCUCAAAACUCAACUAAAGAAAGGGCAAAUCCUCACAAAAUAUGAAGCAAUAAAAGUAGGGUCACAAAUUGGUUGAAAUCUGACAACAGUCAACACUUUUGCAAGCUACUUAUAGAAGUUCAUGAUAUCCUCAAGUUCCUUCCAGUAGCUGGAGAACAAAAAAUUAUCUUCUCAAUUGUUCAUUCAAAAAUUUCUAAAGUAGUACCACAUUCAAGUUUAGUUGUUUCCUCUUUCAGAUUAAUGAUGAAGAAUCCCCAAAUAGUUAUUAUCAGGCUGCUUUAUUUAAACAAUUAAAAAAUAUAACCACUUAAACAGGUGCUGCACUUUUGAAUUUGGUACUAUUUCCCUCCACCCCAUCCAAGGCAAAAUAAUGUAAUUUGUGCUUGGCUAGGAAAAGCACCAAGCAUGUGAUCUGUUUCAGAAGCCAUUUCACUUCCAGAAAAUAUCCCACUACUUUGCCCACAUUAGUUUAUGACUUGCUCUGCAGAUUCCACUCUUGUAGGCUUUGGAUGUCUUACUGCUUGUGAAGGGUAAAUGUGACAAAUUACUUCUGCUCUGGUCACAAUUCCCCCUCCCCCUUGUGCAUUUUCCUGUUUUCUUACAGGCUCUAAGACGUGGUACCUUUUGCUGUUAGUGGGGUGAUGAAUGAUUCCUGCAGUUCUGUUUUCUUAGAGUAUUAGUGAUAAUCUAGGUCCUUUAUCCUGAUGCAAAAGUAAGUCUUUCUAGACUACAAUUUAAUAGAAGAGGUUGGCUUAGUAGGAGCUUGGGAAAGCAAAUUGCUGAGUUAUUGGAUGGUUAAACAUAAAGAUAACCUAUCCUCUUGUACAACAUGUAAACACUGUUGGUAUCACAUCCUUUGGGUAUACCAUGGAAAACCAGCAUUGCAGAGCAGCUGCUGGCCAUCAUCUGUACUCUAUACAGAAUGUGGCCAAAUAAAUGAAUAAUUUGUACAAACACAAUACUACAUAGUUUUGCUUUUCAACAUAUUUGAUUUGCUAACAAAGAUGCAUAUUGCUUUUGAUAAACCACCUGAAAACACUUUUAAGAUCCUCAGUCUAUUUUUAAUUCAUUAUUUUUUCUGAAUUACAUUUAAUAAGCAUAUUAGAGGAUAUUCAUGUAGCCAACUGAUGAAAGACUCUGUGAAUAUAUGUAUGUAACAAAUUGAUGCCUGAGUAGAAAAGAGAUGUAUGAUGGAUUCUUGGUUGCUGGAUCUUGUCCAAGAACACUGGUAUUUCUUGCCAGUUUAACUAGACACUUGAAUAAUUCCUCUUUGCACUUAAUGCUGCUGUUUAUACUGCAUGUCACUACAUUUCUAUGCAAAAAUAACCUUUGAGGUAGCCAAAUAUUUGAUUUAAGGUUUAUAGAUCUUUAUAAGAUCUAUUUUCAUAUUUAUGAAGGAAUUUUAUGUCUUAAUAUUUGCAGUCUGUAAAUAGCUAAACUUUGUCAUUAAAGCUUAGGAAGAAAAUUUAUAGCAUGUGUAUAAUUUAACACUGCCAGGAGAAGGAUUUUUGAAAAAGCAUUUUUCUAAUACUUCAGAUAUUUAUGAAUGUUUAAAGAAAACAAAUCUUGAUUUGUAUGUGUUGAUUCAUAUUGUCUGAUUUCCACCCCUUAGAACUACAUAAGCAGUAUGUUUUGCUGGAACUGAAAAAAGUAACCAAAGAUAAAUGUAGUUUAAAAUAUCUGCAAGUUUUGUCAGUUUUUGUAAACCAUUCCCCAGUUCACCUUCAGAAUAAAAGCAAGUAUGUUUUUGUGGUUGAGAAGACAAAACUAAUGACCCCAAAAAAGGAGGAAUGUAAAAUGCUUCUAAACAAUUUCUGGGAAAGACCUAUUCUGAUUUCAUAUUCACACAUUUCAGUAUUUGCUGAUAAAGUGGUAACUUUUUUUCUGUUACACAGUCAGAUUCCAGAAGUUUGUCUCAUUUCAUAAGGAAUUCCUUAUUGUGCUUUCACUUGUUUCAGAUUUCUAUUUGUGUAUUCACCAACAAUUAAUACUAACUGGUUGUAAAUUAUCCUAACAUUUAAGUGUUUCCAGACAAGACACACCACAUUUCAUAGUAUGUAAACUGCAGUUACCCUACAUUAAAAAGAUAGUAACUUAAGCCAAUGUCAUGUUUUCAUGUUGGUAAGUUAAAUGCUUUCAAUAUGGCCAACUAACAAGGCAUGGGGCAGUUGUCCUGUUGAGCCAUGGCUAGUCAAAGGCAUUUGCAUUUGUGGAUUCCUUUAUGCUACAGACCAGUGCUCUAUUAAUUUGGUUAUUUCCACUUUCAAAGUAAUCUGUGUAUCCAUCUUGAAGUCUUCAAGUUAACUGCAUGUGUGAAGGACAGAAUUGCCAGUCACUUUCAUUAAAUGAUUCGAGGUUCUAUUUUGAGGAAAAAAUUAUCCUUGCUCUUCUAACACACCACCCUGUUUCUAUACCACCUUAAAGAAAAGACAGUAGAAAGAUCUGAAUGCUUUCAUUUUUCCUUACACUGAAAGUUCUUGAUUGUUUUGGUUGCUUUUUCUUCCCUUCCAGAUUACACAUUUAAGAAUUAUCCUUGGAAUAUCAAAUAUGUUUGCAGUAAAGUUGAAUACAAAAUUAUAGUUUUAUUCAAUUCCUUCUGAAGUCAUUCCUGGAAUAAGAUUUGUAAGCAUUAACAUUUAUCUAAAAUUUAUUUCUGUGCUAUUGUUGCAUCACUUUACAUUUAUUUCAAAUUUUCUUUGCCAUUUUGCUAACCAUUCCCACAUGUUGAUAACAUCUGGCUAGAGCUAUCCAGUUAGCCUGAGUUUUUUUCCUGAUUUAGUAUUAAUGACAAGCUUUAGCUACUUCAUUGCUCUUCCCAACUCAGCAGUUUUUAAAAGGUUGUACAUCAUUGGCCCCACUAAUGUUAUCAAAUAAUGCUUUCCAGCAAUGUAUCUGGAACAGAUAGACUGAUAAAUCAAUCAUUUUCUAGUUUCCAGGAGAUCUCAUUACUCUGUUUUGUUGUGUGUAACUGAAAUACAUAACUAUGUGAUCUGUAUUGCAAUAAGCCUUGCAAUAAUAGAUUAACAGGUAAAAAGCCUCUAGUCUGUCAAAUAAUAUUUUGAGAUAUGAAGACAUUAUUUGAUAAGUGAAACACCAAUACUUUAUUUAAAUAAAGAUUGGUGAUGGCUG
Messenger RNA from Python bivittatus (Burmese python), 7769 nucleotides. It is a transcript of the gene TESK2, whose product is annotated as testis associated actin remodelling kinase 2. Lineage: Eukaryota; Metazoa; Chordata; Lepidosauria; Squamata; Pythonidae. Gene Ontology annotation, molecular function: protein serine/threonine kinase activity; ATP binding. Gene Ontology annotation, biological process: actin cytoskeleton organization; protein phosphorylation. The record is from RefSeq and is a predicted model, not a curated record. Gene Ontology annotation, cellular component: cytoplasm; nucleus.